AUGGAUAAAAAUGCUUCCCAGAGUAAUUCUAAUUAUAUUUAUGAACUAUAAUAAGGAAACCAGAAAAAGGAUAUUGACUUACAAGAAAAUAAAUCAGCUUAGCAUCAUAGAACUGGGCUUAGCUUUGAUGGCAGAUAAUUACUAUUUUCAAACGGUUUGAAUUAAAAUGUAUUUUUUAAACAUAAUCACAACUUAUAGGGUGGAGAUUCAGCACAUUAGAAAAAGCUUAGAGAUUAAUACAAGGAAUUUGAUAUAAUCACUAAUCAAACCAGGCCACAGAUCACUUCCUUUUACAACUCUACUCACAAAAACAUAGAGAAAGAUACAAUGUUAAACAUGCUUGCUACUUAAUCAGUUAUCAACGAAGCAAUGAAUGGUUAAAACAAUAAAUAAAAAUCUCAUUAGUAGCAAAAUUAAACUACCAAAAGUUUAAUGCCUUACAGAGAAUUGAAUGCGAGUGUAGAUAUUCCUCCUAGAUCAAAUUAAAUUCAGGGUAUAUAAUCUACCACAAAUAAUUACGAUAAGGAAUAAUAAAAAUAGCUUUAAUAGAUAUUUAGGACAUACAACAAUACUAAUACUAAUAGUUUUGUAGAGAUUUAGCAUAAGGGUAAUGAACAAAACUUAUAACCUCCAAUAACAAGAGAUAAUCAAAUAGUGUUCUUUAAUCACGGUGAUAGAAUCAGGCAUCCAAGUGAAAGGAAAACACCUCCUCCUCCUAAAUGGGGAGAGGAUGAAAAUGAAGGAUAUAAUCCUCAUGAACCAUUUUAUGAUCCAAGAAAAGAUCCUUAUGCGUAUAGUCAAAGCAAUAGAAGGUUGAUAACAAAAAGAGAAUUUAAAUAACAUACUAAGGUAAUGAGUGAAUAGAUAGAUAGGCCAAAGAAAGCAUUAAAUAAUGCAUCACUAGAUGAGGAGCUCAAGAACCGGGAAAUAUUUCAUGACCACCAAAAGAAUACAAGCAUAUUUACAGAAAACAUGAAGAAAAAUAUUUAGUAAAACAAAGAAUUUCUUAUGAAUGGUCAAUUCAGGCUAAAUCUACCACCUGUAUUAAAUUCAAGUACAUCAAAGCCUCCAAAAUUGUAGCAGAAAUUAAUCCUUCUUAAUAAAGAAACAAACUCAUAAUAAUAACCAUAGCAAAAACCCCCUAUCAAUAUUAAAAGCUCUGGCAUUAUUCCACUUCUAAAUAAUAAUGGCCACAGGAUCAUAAGAAGUAGUGCUUUUUAAAAGAUGAAUAAUUGA
Stylonychia lemnae is the source of this 1236-nucleotide messenger RNA. The record is from the annotation of a GenBank genome assembly. Lineage: Eukaryota; Ciliophora; Spirotrichea; Sporadotrichida; Oxytrichidae.